Messenger RNA from Anopheles funestus (African malaria mosquito), 6045 nucleotides. RefSeq names its product sodium-dependent neutral amino acid transporter B(0)AT3. Bases 481 to 2706 code for a protein of 741 amino acids. Gene Ontology annotation, cellular component: membrane. The record is from RefSeq and is a predicted model, not a curated record. Gene Ontology annotation, biological process: sodium ion transmembrane transport. Lineage: Eukaryota; Metazoa; Arthropoda; Insecta; Diptera; Culicidae. The transcript has 11 exons.
GUUCAAAGGGUUUUUCGCUCUGGAUCCGUACCGGUGUGUUGUUUGUUCAGUUCAUUUCGCGAAUCAGAUCGGUACGGUUGUGCCGUGCAUAACGUUCGCUUUAACGCUACAGCGACUUGCUACUAAAUCUGCGACCAACCGAACGGAGAACACGGAUUUUCUCGCUAAAUGGUGUACUCUAAGUGUAAUCAAAAGUUUCACGAUAUCGCUUGAAGCUCACUAAAUUCUCAUCGAGAAUAAUCGAGUUGUUGGCGAAUAUUAAGUGGUUUCAACGGGAAAAUAUUAAACAUUAUUGAUCAAACAGCAGUGCGUCUCUUUCAACAAGUUUCUACCUUGAAGUCUACGUAGCACAGUUCGACGAAACUCCCAUCGGCAAAACCGUGACAUUGGAUCGGCACUCGAAGCGUGACAUCGUAAAGUGGUGCACAACGGAUCCGCAGCCAAGACAACGGUUACCCACUGACGACCCGCCCAGUGACGAUGACGACUAAGGUGGAUGGGGUGCCGGGUCCGCGGAACAACGGGCACGAGAUGGCCCCGCUCAACACACGUGCACGGGGCGAUGGGACGCACGGUGUCACGAUCAUGCUGUCACCGCCGGACCGUAGCUCGAUCGGAUCGCGCGACGGUGCCGGAGCCCUGCCCGAUGGUGACCCGGACCGGGCGGCCUGGUCCGGCAAGAUGCAGUUUUUCCUCAGUAUUAUCGGCUACUCGGUUGGGCUUGGCAACAUCUGGCGGUUUCCGUAUCUCUGCCAGCAGAACGGAGGAGGUGCUUUUCUUAUACCCUUUAUGAUUAUGCUGAUUCUUGAGGGUAUUCCUCUAUUUCUGAUCGAACUCGGCAUGGGACAGCGGAUGCGACUCGGUGCACUUGGCGUGUGGAACACAAUCCAUCCGUGGCUCGGUGGUAUCGGCAUCAGCUCCUGCAUCGUUACGUUGUUUGUGGCGAUUUAUUAUAAUGUCAUCAUUACCUGGUGCUUCUACUACUUUUUCAACAGCUUUCGGUAUCCUUUACCGUGGGCAGUCUGUCCACAACUGAACGGAACCGACGUCGAAGAGUGUGAACGGUCGUCAGAGACGGCUUACUUCUGGUAUCGUACUACACUGGAUGCGGCACCGAGUAUAGACGAAACCGGUGGCUUCAAAUGGUGGAUCGUGCUCUGCCUGAUGCUAUCCUGGACCGUGGUGUUCUUCAUCGUGAUGAAGGGUAUCCAGAGCUCGGGCAAAGUAGUGUACUUUACCUCUCUCUUUCCCUACAUCGUCCUGACGAUCUUCUUCAUUCGCGGUAUCACCCUCAAAGGGGCCGGAGCCGGGUUAAUGCACAUGUACACGCCCAAGGUGGAGAAGCUGCUCGAGCCGACGGUGUGGCUUGAUGCGGCCACACAAGUCUUUUACUCGUUCGGGCUUGCGUUCGGAUCGCUGAUUGCGUUCGGUAGCUACAACACGCCGAAAAACAACUGCGUGCGUGAUGUGCUGCUGGUGUCCGUUUGUAAUGCGAUCACCGCCAUCUACGCCAGUGUCGUAAUCUUUGCCAUUCUAGGCUAUAAGGCUACGCUUGGUGUCGAUAGAUGCAUUCAAGUAAAUAAGCAUAUUUUAGUGAAACACAAUCUACUUCCUUCGAUGGACGUUGAUAACAGUGAGUACGAACACGCAAUGGCCAGUUUGAAUGAUACGAUGACGAAGGAGUGGGAGUUUGAAAAAUGUAGCCUGGAGGAUCAGUUGUCCAGUGCUGCCGAAGGAACCGGGCUCGCGUUCAUCGUAUUCACGGAAGCUAUCGUCGAACUACCCGGAUCUCCUUUCUGGGCUGUGCUGUUUUUCACCAUGUUACUCUCUCUAGGCUUAGGAUCUCAGAUCGGCAUUUUGGAAGGAAUGCUUUGUACCAUAUUUGAUAUUGACAUUUUCAAAAGGAUUCGGAAACCCUACGUUACUGGUGUUGUCUGCGCGUUCUGUUUCUCGGUGGGUCUCAUUUUCACCACCGGCGCCGGCGAAUAUUGGCUUAAAAUGUUCGACUCUUUUGCCGGUACGAUCGGGUUGGUCGUGGUUGCGCUGAUGGAAAUGAUUGCCGUCAUAUACAUCUACGGACACGAAAAAUUCACAGAAGAUAUUUACCAAAUGACGGGCAUUCGGCCGGGUCUCUACUGGCAAAUGACCUGGCGGUAUAUUGGUCCAGCCAUCAUGGGUUGCAUUCUGCUGUCCUCUAUACUCUCGAUGUUACUACGAAAUCCAACGUACGGCGCAUGGAAUGGGGAAUUGGGAAUUGUCGAAAACAAAUCAUAUCCUAAUUGGGUGAUGGGCAUCGCACUGGCGAUGAUUAUUGCCGGUGUGUUGCCUAUGCCAGUGGUCUUCCUGCUACGACGUUUCCAGAUACUGAAGGUUGAUCUUGACAUACACCAGGGAUCGAUUCGAAGAAACGAAACGACAGCCUCUACGAAGGAAAUGAUUGAUGAAGACGACGACGAAGAUGAUGAUGAUGACGAUUUUAGUGGACCGGCACUAGGCGGACCGGUCAAUGUUCGGAGCGAUUCGGACGACGAAGACGAACCACCGACGAUGGGUAAAAUGUUGGCGAAAAAGGCCGGUAGCACGAUGUCGUCGCCGCACAGUAAACCGCAACAGCUGCAGUUCAAAAACCAGCAUCAUCUUACACCCGACGUACUGAGCCCCGGUUCCCGGAAGAAACCGUUCCGUAUGGAGGUGGUCGAUUUCUAAUCGUUCGGCAAAAUAUGAUGGCCACCCGGCCAACAAUAUACGCUCAACAACGACCUGAUUGGUGGUGUGGUAGUAUGGAAGCUUUUAUCAAUCUUUGUUUUUAGUAUACUCCGGUUACCCAAUCCUGUUCCUUCGCGAGUGGAGUGUGAUUAUGCGCACGUGGGCUUGUGUGUGUGUGGCAUCGACUUAGUCCUUCGUUAGUCUCCCUCACACGGAGCACCAUUCAAUAGUGAUGAUGUAUGACAGAUGACAGCACAGCUGCAACGUGGAAUGGAUAACAUUGUUACUUGUAAAUAUCAUGUAUAAUAAGCAGAAGAUGCUGAAAAUCAAGCUAUUUGUAAUAGGUUAAUUAGGAUCCAGGACAUCUAAGGUCAAACUUAAUCGAACGCCUGCGUUACUAUGGGGGAAAACCCUUGGAACCGGUUUUAAAACCUUCUUCCUCUCGAACACACAUGGUACAAUGUGUGUGUGGUGAGCUUUAUUUGACUGGAAGGGGAUGCACGAAAUUUGAAUUUUGUUGGGAGAAAGAAGCUGUCCCAAUUUGCCACUAAAAAUGGAGUGCCAUGUAAUGGGAAAUGCAGUAUUCUUUGGAUUUUGCUAGUUACCUUGUGUGUAUUUUCCUGUUGUACAAAUUGUACUGUUUUCCUCGAAAAUGACUAAACACACACGCACCACGGUAGGUGGCGUUUUUUUCCCUGUAGACAGCAAAAAGAAGAAAAGAAGAAGAAAGAAUUUAAAAAUAAAACCAAAAAAAGACGACAAAAAGAAAUAAAAGAGAGUGAAAGAAAACCUUAUUGAAAGGAAUUUAAAAAUUGGAAAAAACAUGAAAAAGUAUAACACAUUUUGGAAGAAAAUGCAGCCAAUUUCAUUAAACCGAAGCCAGCGUUACAUCGUAAACCGUCUGUACGUUACGUUUCUUAGUUUCAAUACCUCGCUCCGGUGGCAAAAGUUUUGCACCACAACACCGUCGUGCGCUCGUACAAUAAUCGUAGCAUUAGGUGCAAAGUUAAAAAUUGUUUCACUGCAACCAAAAAAAAACGACCCCAAAAAUAUUUAUAUCUGUGCUUUAGUUUAGACAGUUGCGCGGUUACUAUAGUUUGCCAUAAUACAGUUACAAACCAAAAAGAGCAACCACUCUCGAGCGAACACCAUUAUAGCGCAGUGCUCAGCAGACUAGACUAAUGUUAAGUGAAACAAAUAAUUACUACUUAAGUGCAUGUGAAGUGUGUAAGAUAUUACGAUACGUUCUCAACCAAAGUGUGCAGUGGUGGAAAGCUCUUGUAAGACAUUUUGACAAACCAUGAAAAGGGUUGCAAAAGGAUUGACAAAAAAAAAGAAAUGAAACAAAUUACUUUUAUUUUUUGUAAUAAAAAAAAUGCGUUUCAUUAAGAAUAGUAGCAAAACAAAUCAAGAAUUCCUUUUUUUUGUUUCUUCAAGGACAAAGUUAAGUCUGUCUUUAGUUUUGUUUAAUAGUAUUUUUUUCGAGAUGAAUAAAAUCGUUCGUGAUAGACAUUGGUACAUGAUGUUUCUACCAAAACAACAACUUACAAACUUUAGGGUUUUCUGCAAUCUAAUGCAACGUUUUGGUUUCAAUGAAGCCUGCCCUCCCCAGUUUGCUCAGCAGCGCGUAAAAAAGUGAUAAAACAGAAUCAACUUUAAGUUUAACCGAUGACACAUGAAGCAUGAUGUGAAAUUCUUCGACUGCCUGACUUUAGACCACGACUAGCAAAAACCAAAACUCAAUAAGAAUUAACCAGAUUAACGGUACACACUCUUACAAUUUCACCACCACAGUUUCAUUUAUCGUUCAAUACAUUUAGUACAUACUUGAAUUAUGUUACUCAUUUUCGUUUUCCACGACUCCCCAUAGGCUAGAGAAACCAUCAAAUUAAAACAAAAGAACUAAACAGACCCUCAACUUAAACAAAAAACAGUUUAAAAAAAAGGUGAACACGUGGCAGACGAAUCUGGAUAACUGAAAGAAAUAUACAAUAAACAAUGUGAUCAAUCGAGUAAAUUAAAAGAAAGUGAAACACGAAGUAAAACAGUAAAAAAAACACAACUACGAAGUAAGAUAAUCUUUUUAAGGGUUAGUUGUUAAUAGUCUCGUAGCAAGAGCUGGAAGGUAUAACACUAUAUCGAGCUGGAGGCAAAUGCCAAAGCAAGGAACGUACUUAAACUUACUGGGCUUGAUUGUGUAAUUGCAAAACAACAACAAAAACUGGCAACAGAACGAAAAUAAAAUGGCGUUUACUUGAGUGAUUAGAAUACACGUUUGUUUGCUACACGGCAGUGGGAGAAACAAAUGCCGUAAGCUGUUAUACAAGCUGUUAUACUUAAGAGGAAGGUGAGUUGUGUUGAGUGUAGGUAAAAUUUUGCUCCAACCGUAAGCAUUUCUUUCUUUUAAAUUACAUGUUUAAAUGUCAAUCCAACGUAUAUCAUUUUUUCACAUUUUUCAAUAAUUAAAGUCAUGUUCCUUCCAUCUUAGAAACAUACACUAAUCUUUUUAUUUGUUUUUUUUUGCUUUUAGUUUUGAAAUUACUAUUAUACGAAAUACUCACCCUUCAAAGAAAUAAAUAUCCUUUCAUAAUUAACUUACGUUAUCAAACAGUAUACCAGUAAGCAAUUGUUUAACCGUGCAAAAUCAGUACUAAAACGAAGCUUACCAAAAAAAAACUAAAGUAUCCCAAAAUCACGUACGAUGACCGUGGAAAAAAGUCAAUUGUUAUGUAUUUGUCUUUCACUCGACUCGAUCAUCAUCACAUCACGCGAAAAGAUUUUGGUGGAAAAUUUUUGUUUUCGUUUUAAAUUCCAAACCGUACGGAAAAAUUGAAUGAAAUAGUUUGUUAUUGAAAAACACAACAAAAAUUACAAACAUAAGUUUUUGUUAAUUUAAAAAAAUAAUUGAAUAUUUUUUCCAAAAGUGAUAACCAAAACAUAAAACUAAUAGAACCUUGCAAAGAUAAUUUAAUUUAAAUUGUUACAUUUCACUAAAAAAAAUACACACAUACAUCUCGUUGAGCGUUUCGCUUGAGUAGAACACACUGUUACUUCAAAAAAAACAUUAUCCACUAGUGCAGCUGCUACUUUUGAUAGAAACUUAUGAGAAUGAGCAAACCAACUCUUAACCACGAAUAAGAAGAAAAAACACAACUUCGGUAAUACUUCACACAACCAUAGUGACCGAGUUGAACAAACACACACACGCAUACAGUUAAAAAGGUGGAUAUCAAAAACGUGCAAAAAGAUUCCAAACAUGAGUAAAGACACCCCGAAAGGCAGAAACAGCCGUAUAGAAAACAGAUUACCAAAUAAAAAUUAGUUUGUUAAGAUACAAAA